AUGCACAAGUAUCUUCAAAAGAAUUAUUCUAAUCAACAACAACUCAAUCAACCAAUUAAUUUCACACCCAAACAUGGUCAUCCACUUGACGAGAGUGGAGGAUCUACUAAUAAUGAAAAUAGUAGACGUCAACAUCCCAUGAAAGAGAUUUCAGCAAAUCAAAAUGUUGAUCAACAUAAACGUGUAUCUUUCGAUCAAUUGAAACACGCUAUCUCAUCUAAUCUACCAUGCUUUCAUAUACAAUGGUCAUCGGAUGUGAAUCGAAAUAACAUUCCAUCAGCUAUACAUGCGAGUGAUCUAAUACUUAAAGAAUUACAAACGAACGGAGUUAAAAUCAAUCGAUUUACGUUAGUUGGUUGGGUAGGUAACAAAUUAAAACUAGGUGUGAAUAACAAAGAUGAUUAUGCUACUCUCGGUGCAACUAAAAAAUGGCCUACUAAAAUAAAUGGAAUUGAUAUUGAAGUUAUAAAACCGAAAUUCACUCCAGAUUCAUUUGUACUCGUUAUCCGAUAUGUUCCUCUGGAAUUACAUGAAGAAUUUGUUGCAAACGAGAUACAACUUACUAUUGCCUCUGCGGACCGUAUUAAACGAAUCCAGUGUACCUAUCAAAGAAGAUCGAAUGAUUAUCGGUUCGAUGUUAUUCAUGGUUAUCGAUUACUCCUUUUUUUUCCUGGUAAUCGUUUAACAUAUUGCACCAAAUGUUGGUGUAUCUGCCAUUUAAGAAACAAAUGUAAUGCAGCUGCCAAAUGUCGAGUUUGUCUUGAGAUUGCUACAGAUAAUACCUCACAUGUAUGUAAAAAUGAAUCGAAAUGUGGUCAAUGUAAUGGAAAUCACCACUCAUUGGAUAAUCAAUGUCAAGUUAUUCAAGACUAA
Messenger RNA from Rotaria sp. Silwood2, 873 nucleotides. Lineage: Eukaryota; Metazoa; Rotifera; Eurotatoria; Philodinida; Philodinidae. The record is from the annotation of a GenBank genome assembly.